AUGCCUACACCAACAGCACCUCUCCUCCGCCUCGCCCUCAUCCCAACCACCAUAACAGGCCUGGCCUUCUCCGCGACUCUCGUCGCCGAUGGCCAGUGGCACUUCCACGCCCAACGAGAAUCCAUGGCUCUACUUGCAUUUUACGCCUUCUCCCUGCUACUGAGUUGCGUACUAAUCGGGCUUGGCCAUCGCUUCGGGACAAAGAAGCUUCAGGUUGGGUUCGGGAAUACGGUGCCUAUCGAAGCAUUGUAUGGGGCCGUCGAUCUGCUCCUGGGUAUCGCCUUCUUGGUGCUCCACGUUGUGAUUAAUGCUAGGGUCGCGGACGAUUAUUAUCGGGUGAGCAUGGUGGUGACUUAUAACGCUUUUGCGGCGUUGACGGCCAGUGCACUGCACUUCAUCCUUGCUAUGUACAGCCUAGCAUUGGCUCUGCCCGUCCAGUCGAUCCUUCAGAGCUGGGAAGCGUGGCAGAUGUCCAUGAGCGAUUGCCCUGCUUGCACGGACCGAACCCAAGGCCGCGUAUCAAUUGAAAGCGAUGAGUCGGUCAAAUCUGAGGGACGCAUGACUCGAGGGGGCCAGAAGGGGAAGAUGAGUGUUGCCAAUGAAGAAGGCGAAGGAGAAGGCGACAGGCUGAUUAUGGUAGACGAAGGCGAAGCUUGA
Messenger RNA from Cyphellophora attinorum, 657 nucleotides. RefSeq lists its product as uncharacterized. The record is from RefSeq and is a predicted model, not a curated record. The coding region runs from base 1 to 657 and encodes 218 amino acids. Lineage: Eukaryota; Fungi; Ascomycota; Eurotiomycetes; Chaetothyriales; Cyphellophoraceae. The transcript is spliced from 2 exons.